This is a messenger RNA of Scleropages formosus (Asian bonytongue), 1454 nucleotides long. Its product is annotated as rho-related GTP-binding protein RhoF-like. Gene Ontology annotation, biological process: small GTPase-mediated signal transduction. The record is from RefSeq and is a predicted model, not a curated record. The coding region runs from base 322 to 948 and encodes 208 amino acids. Gene Ontology annotation, molecular function: GTP binding; GTPase activity. The transcript has 5 exons. Lineage: Eukaryota; Metazoa; Chordata; Actinopteri; Osteoglossiformes; Osteoglossidae.
GCGCCAGGUUGCUCCGAACGGCAAGUUCCGGAGAAAGCCAGCAGGCGAGUGCGGGCAAGCCGCGGCGGAGGAUCCCGGCGCGCAAAUCGCAGGUCGUCGAGCGUGUCGCCCGGCACGGUGCCGUCACGAGGGCGGGUUCGAGGCUGACUCACCCGCUCGCUCUCCUCUCUCGCCCGUCACGGCACACCUAUCCCGCGCCUCUCGCACGGAGACACCUGUUCCUGCGACACUUUCGAUGCACGUGGCUCCUGCGCUACGGGUCUCUGGCCGAAGCUGGGACUGAGCGCACCGCUUGGCUCUCAGAGCAACCGUCCAAAGAAGAUGACCCAGAAGGUUCCCGGGGGCCGCUCUGGCAGCAGCCCCCAGCGUGAGGAGGUCAACCUUGUGAUCGUUGGCGACGGAGGCUGCGGGAAGACCUCGCUCCUCAUGGUGUACGCCAAGGGACGCUUUCCAGAGAAAUACGCUCCGUCCGUGUUUGAGAAGUUCGCCACGAGCGUGACGCACGGGGGCCGGGAGAUCGGCGUGACCCUGUACGACACCGCAGGCCAGGAGGACUACGAUCGACUGCGACCGCUCUCCUACAACAACGCCAACCUCGUGCUUAUCUGCUAUGACGUCACCAGCCCCACCAGUUUCGACAACGUUCUGAUCAAGUGGUACCCCGAGGUUCACCACUUCUGCCCGGGUGUCCCCAUCCUCCUGAUCGGGUGCAAGACGGACCUGCGGAAGGACAAGGAGCGGACGAGGAGGCUGCGGUCUUUGGGUCAGGCUCCUAUAACCUACCUCCAGGGUGAGGAGACCAAGCAUCGCAUCAACGCCGAGCUCUACCUGGAGUGCUCGGCCAAGUACCAGGAGAACGUGGACGACAUUUUCCGGGAGGCCGUCAAGCGGGCCCUGGCGGCGUCUCGCAAGGUGCACAAGAAGAACAACUCGUGUGUCGUCCUGUGACGCUCGACCGCGGGGAGCCUCUGCACCUGAAGGCCAGCGGUGGUUCGCACUCGUACUGUACGGCGUUCGCUACGUGUCGAGAGGACAGGAUGUCGCUGGAGUGUAUCCGUGGUUCCGGGGGGGGGUCUGCGAUCCUCCAACUCCCCCUCGACGACCGGUCGGAGACGACCUCUUCGGGGCGGAACCCUGAGCCGCGGCCCUUUCGGAAGUCUUCCAGAAGGCGAUCAACCGCGGCGAACGUCACACAAUUUCCACAGCCAUGCGGUUCCACUUCCUCCACUCUAAACGUACCGCUUUUGCCCCGAAAACAUGCUGACCGUGACCACGUCCAAGUCCUGAACUCAGGGAUGAAGAACGCCACAUUCCCACAAUUACCUGCUUCCCAGGGGGGACGUUUUCUGACGGACGCAGAGCGAGAUCCCUGCCUCGUUGCCCACAAAGACAUUUCUCGCAGCAGACGGAAGCGAACGAGCUUUUUCGUUUUUAAUAAAUGAGAUACAACAACA